AUGUUCUACAGUCAUGAGAUUCUUACCAGCCAGGCAUACGGCGUUGCAACCGUUUGGCUGGUGUCCACCAUAGGUCUUAGAUCCACGACUCGGAAGAUCUCGAGAAAGGCAAUCCAGGACGUCAAUGUCCAAAAGGCCUGCGAAACCAUCCUCCAGCCGGAGGCGCCGAUCGCCUUGCGUCUCCAGGGAAGCCUGCUGUACGGCCUCUCGAGAGUCUAUUCCCAACAGUGCCAUUAUGUACUCUCUGACGCCGAGCGGGUGCAGUCGCACAUGAGAGCGUUUUAUAACGCGCUGGGUGGGAGUGAGAAUGCCCUUGAUCCCCAGGCGGGAAAGUCCAAGCGGAGAGAGCUUAUCCUCGAGGACGACCCGGAGUUUGAUCUCAAUCCGGACCUUCCCGCUUUCCAUUUCGAUGACGGCGGUAACCUCGUUGUCCCCCAAAUCAGCCAGGCUUCGCGCAAGACGUCUUCUCAAUUCUCGCCUCUCGACCGGGAUGGGUCAUUGUCCAGCUCCAACCGCUCCAUGCUGCGCGGUUUCGACCUCUCACAAUCGCCAUUUGGUGGCGCAGUUCUUCCCGGGCCUCCGAGAGCAGGUACCAUGACGCCUGCGAAAGAAAACGACGAGCUGAUGCCGUUUGGCGACGAAGAGCGCGAGCUGCAAGCUCUCGAUGAUUGGGGUUUUGAGAUUGACGCGGACGGAAACAUCAUACCGGCCAUGGAGGAGCCCCAGUUGCCACGACUUCCACAACAGCAAGACGAGGAAGGUGCGGGAAUUGUACCCCAGGACGAGUUUCUUCCGUUCGGCGAGGAAGGUGAUGUGGUUAUGGGCGGCACACGCAAUGUUUUCCAUUCAGACCCGCCUCUUCCUGUCCAACAGAGAAUCGAGGAGAACCGGGAACAAGACCCAGAGUGGCGGCCGGCUCAACAUGAGCGAGAAGCUGUGACCGAAAACGAAGCUGAUGCUAGCCGAGCUGCCCCCGUCCAACGCCGAAGGCGCCGGCCGGUUCUGGCUCCGGAUGAUCAGACCAAAAUCACGAGGCAUGAGCUCAAGGCUUGGUCCACAAACUAUCUUGCCAAUGCCGAGAAAUCCCAACCACGCCAUGCCAUUACGGCAGCCGACGCCCGCAAAAAUGCCUACAACCUCGUCUUCGGCCGCGGUAUCGCCGGCAUUGGGUCUCCAACCGGCGUCCCUGGCCUUCCACAUCCUCUAGCGUCGCAUUUUUCCGGCCCGGGUCUGCACGCCCAACUCCUAGGCAUUAUCAUCACUGACCCCGGUGGCGACGAUAUCGACGCGCCCCAUGGCCGCCGGCGCUCAGCCCUCGAAGCCCUCGACCCCGAAGAAGACGACGACAUCCGUCGUGUCCGCCCCCGGCUGAGCCAAGACGACGAGGACCAGCCCCUUCCUGACGAUGGCGACCUCCCACCCAUCGAACUCGGCAGACGAGCAGGUUCCGCCCUCCCCGAUAUCCCCUCUGACGUGCCCUGGAACCGUCCAUCUUCCCAGAUCCCCAGCUCGUCUGUCAAGGCAGCCGGCAGUCGACCUCCCAGCCGCCAGGUCAGCGCCAGCCCUCUCCACGGCCGUGGUAGUCUCCUCAUCCCCGGCCCGGAGAUUGAGCGCUUCAGUGAUGACGCCGCGGCGCAGUUCCCGGGCUCGGACGGAUUCGAUCCCCUCAUCCACUCCGCCUUAGGUGGUAGUGGUAGUGCUGGUGACCUAGCUCUUGCCCAGGCUGCCAUUCCCCAGGCUGCCAAUACCCAACACGCCGCCGCUACCACCUCCCAGGAGAUGCACACCGCACUCGACCGCGAAGGCCGCAAUUUCCUCGAUUACGUCGCCACCGUCGCGCGCGACAAGGGCGCGCCCACAAGUCCCUCCUCGAGAACCAACAACAACAAGAACGAUAACAAGAACAAUAACACCAACACCAACACCAAGCAGUGGACGGUGCGCUUCGAAGCACUCUUCGAAGGCGAGGACUGUAAAAAGGCAGUCGUGGCUCAGGCUUUUUACCACGUCCUGUCUCUCGCGACGAAGAAUGUGUUGAAAGUGCGGCAGGAGGGACAGGGUGGGCAGGUGCCGUAUGGGAGGAUUUAUUUGGGGGUGGAUGUUGUGGAUGGGUCUUUGGGAGGGGGGGAUGGGGAUGGGUGGUGA
This is a messenger RNA of Dichotomopilus funicola, 2145 nucleotides long. RefSeq lists its product as uncharacterized. The record is from RefSeq and is a predicted model, not a curated record. NCBI's taxonomy places the organism in Eukaryota, Fungi, Ascomycota, Sordariomycetes, Sordariales, Chaetomiaceae. Bases 1 to 2145 code for a protein of 714 amino acids. Gene Ontology annotation, molecular function: protein binding; chromatin binding. The transcript is spliced from 4 exons. Gene Ontology annotation, cellular component: mitotic cohesin complex. Gene Ontology annotation, biological process: mitotic sister chromatid cohesion.